Olea europaea var. sylvestris is the source of this 1689-nucleotide messenger RNA. RefSeq lists its product as uncharacterized. The record is from RefSeq and is a predicted model, not a curated record. The transcript is spliced from 5 exons. The coding region runs from base 1 to 1689 and encodes 562 amino acids. NCBI's taxonomy places the organism in Eukaryota, Viridiplantae, Streptophyta, Magnoliopsida, Lamiales, Oleaceae.
AUGAACAUAGAUAAUGUUGAUAAGGAGGUAUCGAAUAAUGUGGAAUUUGAUGUCACAAAACCUCCAACUGAUCCUGGUCUAAGGAUACCCAUUUUCGAUUACAAUGCUAACAUCCGAGAUGAUGUUCGAAGAGCAUAUAUGUUAAAGGGUCCUUGUUCUACAUACUGGAAAGAUAAAAAAAGGCUUCAUACUCAUGUUGGACUUCAUGAUAGUGCACAUAAUCAAGCUCACAUUAAGUGUGAAGUGUUGAUGAAUCAAGAGCAACACAUUCAAUCAGUUUUCUACAAACAGUCAGAACAAGCAAGAAGUGCAUAUGUUACACGUCUUACUGCAUCCAUUGAUUGUGUUCGACUUCUUUUGCGACAAGGGCACUCAUUUCGAGGUCAUAAUGAAUCUGAGGAUUCUCUCAAUCCAGUUAUUAAUGCCAUCACAUUGGGAAAUGCUCCUCACAAUUGCAAAUUGACAUCAACUGAUGUUCAAAAGGAUAUAGUAAAUGCUUGUGCUAUUGAAACAAUUAAUGUUAUUAUCAAAGAUGUUGGCGACUCAUUGUUUUCUAUUCUAGUUGAUGAAUCUCGUGAUGUGUCAAUGAAGGAGCAAAUAUCUAUUGUUUUACAUUAUGUAGACAAUAGUAGGCAUGUCAAUGAAUGCUUCAUAGGGAUUGAACAUGUUACAAGUACCACGAAUCUAUCACUUAAGGCUGCAAUUGAUAAGGUAUUUUCUAGAUAUAACUUGAGCAUGUCUAGAUUGAGAGGACAAGGUUAUGAUGGAGCAAGUAAUAUGCAAGGUAAGUUUAAUGGUCUGAAAAUACUCAUUUUGAAGGAGAGUUCAUGUGCCUUUUACAUUCACUAUUUUACUCAUCAACUCCAACUUACGCUUGUUGCUGUGGCAAAGAAGAACAUCCCUAUUACUAACUUUUUUCGUGUGGUUGGGGACGUGAUAUAUACUAUUGGAGCAUCUUCCAAAUGUAGUGAUCUUCUUCGAGAAAAACAAUUAGACUUUAUUAUUGAGGCAUUGGAAAAAGGUGAGAUUUUAAGUAGACCGGGACUUAAUCAAGAAACGACCCUUCAGUGCUCUAGUGAUACACAAUGGAGUUCACAUUAUAAUUCUUUGGUCAGCUUGCUUUUCAUGUUCUCUUCUGUUUUAAAUGUACUUGCAAUGAUUGUUGAAAAUGAAUCUCGUUCUUGUGAUCAAAGAUCUUAUGCAACAAAUUUAUUGGAGUCGAUACAAAAAUUUGAUUUUGCAUUUAAUCUACAGUUGAUGAGAAGUGUCUUGGGGAUGUCAAAUGAACUGUCAAAGGCAUUGCAAAAAAAAAAGAUCAAGAUAUUGUUAAUACAAUGCAAUUGGUGUAAAAUGGACACAAUUGAUGUAGAUAUCUCUGAAGGAAAAGACACAUCACAAUUGGAAACAACAUUGAAGUUUGAAAAAGAUUUUGAAAGAUUUGAAAAUGAGGAUACACAGUAUUUGCAUUACUUUCGAGAGGACGAUGGUGGUAGAAGGAGGAGUGCACCUUCUUCAAAGUUACACUGGGAAAAUGGAUCCGUGGAGAUUGAAACUUUGUCUAAAUUUUGUGAUGAGCAAAAUAUCAGCCAAAGGAAUGUUCGAGAGAAAAGGGAUGAAAAUGAUGUUGGGAAUGUUAAUGUUGGAGAUGUUGGAGGUAUUGGAGGUGUUGGGGAUGUUGAUGUUGCAUAG